Molecule: messenger RNA, 1548 nt
Organism: Parnassius apollo (apollo)
Lineage: Eukaryota; Metazoa; Arthropoda; Insecta; Lepidoptera; Papilionidae
Source: the annotation of a GenBank genome assembly
AUGUUCAUACUUGACGAUUAUUGGAAAAAGAAAUGUUUUAUGGAAAUAAUUAGUGGGAUACCGAUAUCUCAAAAUGAGAGUAUACCAGUGUGGCUUUGUUGGGAAUGCCAAGCAGUCAUAGCUCGAUUUAUCAAGUUCAAGCAUCAAGUCAUUCAGUCAUUUAAAAUUUUUCAAAACUACUUAAAAGAGAAUUUAGACCUGACACAGAUUAAGCAUAUGUCAAAAUUAUGUACAGAGGAAAUAAUAAACAUGACAAUUCAGCCUGAAAUUGUGGAGUUUCAAGAUUUAUCCGAAAAAGUCAUCAAAACAGAAGAGUGGGAAUUUAUUCCUAAAACAGCAGGAGUUGAAGUAAAAGAAGAAGAUAAUGCAUCUAUCUUUUCUAAUAUAGAUGAGGAUGAUAAAGCUUUAAUAGAAGUUGUAAAAAGAAGAAAGAAAAAAUCGCAUAAGGUUGUAAAUGGCAAUACAAAAAAAAGAAAAGAGAAUACAGAGCCAGAAGUAUUUGAAUUGUUUAAAGAGAUAGAGUUAAGCAAAGAAGAAUUGGAAGAAGAAAGAAAGAUAUUGGCUGGCAAAGAAGAUUUUGUAAAUGCUAUGUUUAGAUGUGAGAAAUGUAUAGUUUCUUUUCCGAAUGCAGAUGAUUUAAAGGACCAUAUUAAUUUGAAACAUGAAUUGAAUGCCACGAAUUACAAAUGUGAGACCUGCGAGUGCUCAUUCUCUAAUGAGGUGUCAUACAAUUACCAUGUAAACAGACAUACAAAAAGAUUUCAAUGUGUUAUAUGUGAAGAGAGAUUCGGUAGUAAAAGGUCGGCUAGCAAACACUAUGGCUUGGUCCACUGUCACAGUGUACAUUAUGAAUAUGUACUGAACAAAACAUUUAAUGGUAAGUCAAAGAAGCCAGAGGAAGACACAGAACACAACAGUAACGAAGAAGCGCCAUCAUUUCCCUGCGAAGUGUGCGCCAAAACCUUCAGGUGGAAGACGUCAUUGAGGAAACAUCUAGAAAAGCACCGGAUAGAGACUGGACAGAAACGGAAGCCAUAUUGUGAACCAUGCAGAUUGUCCUUCACAACGACAUCCAACUUGCAGAAACAUGUCAAGACAAGUUCUAAGCACCAAAUACAAUUGAAACUUAGAAAGUUGAAGGAAUCCCUUCCAGAAGACAACGCUAGCCCAGAGAAACAACAGGCCCGUAUCGAACAGAUAAAGUGUCUGGUGAAUAGCGAGCGACAACAGUUCCCCUGUCCGCAGUGCGGCAAGCGCUUCCAAUGGCGCGGCAACCUGUUGCGACAUCUGCACAGCCACGCUGCAAGGGCAAAAGGCGAGUUAGUAUGUGAACCCUGCAACCGGACAUUCUCAUCGAUAGCGACAUACCAACAGCACAUGAAGAUCAGCAAGAAACAUGUCUCUGAGAACGAUUUCAAGUACAUGUGCAGUGACUGUGGGAAACGGUUCGCGAACAAGACUCGGCUGAAAGACCACGUGGAUUGGGAGCACUUGAAGAACUACGUUCAUAAAUGUGGCGUCUGUCAAAAGUACACGACUGACUUAUAA